UUCCUCCUCUGUCUCAGUUCAGCUCAGUGGAUCGUUCCUCGGUAUCAUCGCUUACUAAAGGCGGGGCACAGUGUCGACCCGCAGCGCCCCGCAGCGCCCGCAGGUAACGGCCCCGCCCACCUGUGCGGGGCUCACUCCCGCCAUCGUGCAGACGGAAACACGUGUCUGUCGCGGGUCUCGAACAGUGAGCGUCACCAUCCUCUUGGCUGUAGAACUUGUUAAGAGUUUCUACGGCCUGUGGUUGUUGUUAGCAGCGGUGCUAACCUCCUAGCAUCCGGCUCUGUGUCCCCCCCCCCACAGGUGGAGCCGCUGAUUGAAGGCGCGUCAUUUCCGGUCGACGUUCCCCGUCAGAUUCAAACUGUCCGGUAACUCGGGUGGUUUUUCUCAGUUUACACCUGGAACCACGUCACGUUCGUGUUUAAGAGGUGGAGGCUUAGUUUAAGUCGCAGCUUAACUUCAUUACAUGAUGCAUUCACGUGCAUCUGAGACUCUUCUUAAUCUAAAACUGGUUUUAAACUGGUUUUAAGCUGGAUUCUGACUUUUCCCGACGGACGCGAAGGCAGCGGUCGCCAUAGAAACGAGACGCCAAACAUUAGAAGAACCCGGAACAGAAUGCCUCUGCUGGUGUCGGAUCACUCCUGGACUCAGACCGACUCCACUGUUCACAUACACGUUCCUCUGAGAGGAGCCACAGCUGAGAGAGUGGACAUCGUCUCCACAGACCAGUACAUCAAGGUGCAUUUCCCCCCAUAUCUGUUUGAAGCCUUCCUGCUGGAGCCUGUCGACGAUGACAGGAGCACAGCAAAGGUGGGAAACGGAGUCGCAAUCCUCAAUUUGACGAAGAGAGACAAGAAGGUUUGGAAUCACCUGAUGAUCGACACAGAGGAUAAAGCCAAAAAGAAGGAGAUCAGAGAACAAGCUCUGUUGAAAUACCAGGAGAAGCUUUCAGCAGAGUCCAGAUCCCAGAAGGAGAAGAAGCUCGCAGAGAAGAAAUAUGCACUGGAGACGAUGAUGAGGCUCGACAAGGAGGAAAGAGACAGCGUCCAGAAAACGAAGGACGCUGAGCGAGCGAGAACCACGGCAGAGCUGGAAGCAUGGCAGCGGACACAGAAACAACGAGCAGAGGAAGAAGCUGAACUCCGACGUCAGAGAGACGAUCAGAACAACCUGAAAGCGUUGACCGAGAAGACAGGAGCUGAAGGAAAUGUUCAACCCGGUCGGAGUGGCGGAGAAGUGAAGCGYCAGAAGAAACGAGCGGACCUUCCCGCUCCGAGAUGCACGGGAAACAUUCAAGUCACGUUCACCCCGCGAGUUUUUCCAACAGCCCUCAGAGAGUCAAGAGUUGAAGAGGAGGAAGAGUGGCUCAGGAAACAAGCUGAAGCCAGACGUGCAGUGAAUGCAGAUGUUGAAGAGCUUAAAGACCUGAAGGAGGAGGACAGGAACCCCGACUGCUUAAAGGACAAGGGAGAUAAAUAUUUUGCGGCCGGGGACUUCCUGAGUGCAGUCAACGUCUACAACCUGGCCAUCAAGCUCAACAGGCAGAUGCCGGCUCUGUUUUCCAACCGAGCCGCGUGUCAUCUGAAGUUAAGGAAUCUACACAAGGCCAUCGAGGAUUCCUCCCAGGCUCUCGAUCUGUUGACUCCACCGGUCACUGCCAAC
Paralichthys olivaceus (Japanese flounder) is the source of this 1659-nucleotide messenger RNA. NCBI's taxonomy places the organism in Eukaryota, Metazoa, Chordata, Actinopteri, Pleuronectiformes, Paralichthyidae. The record is from RefSeq and is a predicted model, not a curated record.